Molecule: messenger RNA, 1821 nt
Organism: Conger conger (European conger)
Lineage: Eukaryota; Metazoa; Chordata; Actinopteri; Anguilliformes; Congridae
Exons: 3
Coding region: 389-1120 (243 amino acids)
Source: RefSeq, a predicted model, not a curated record
CGUGCUCUCAUUCGCUGUCCUGACUGCUCGUGUGGCGCUACGUACGGACGUGUCUGAGCGAGCCUGAGACCCGCGGCGUUCUCCGUGCGUUUAGUAACGCUCCAACUCGUCCAGCGAGACGGUCCGCCCUGUCGUCUCUGCUCGUCUCUGAAGCCCCUUUCGCAACGGACCUGCGCGGACGGAACGAAACGAGAACUCUCAGCGGUGAGUACGUGUUGUGAAAUAUUUCACCGUCGCUGUGGAUCUGGAGCUUCUCUGGCGUCUCGGAGCGGAGAAGCGCGCUGGUCUGAGGACCUCCCCGUGGCUGGGCUUGCUGUAACAUCCCUGUCAGAGCUGCUGUUGGUGCUCACCGGGUCUGCUGUGUGUUCCCCCGUCUCUCAGCCUGAAGAUGAUGAAGGCCCUGGAGCUGGACGACCUGGCAACCCGGUUCCGCUUCGCGGAGGCCAGUGUGGGGGUGCUGGGGUGCCUGUCCGUGGGUUACGCCGUGUGGACGCCCUGCUGGUUCGGGGGCCGCGGGCUGUGGACCGCGGAGAACACCACCACGGGCACUGACUCGAUCCAAGCCCCCUCUCCCUCCCUCUCUCCAGCCCCCACUCCCUCCCUCUCUCCAGCCCUGGAGGCCGAGCAGGUCUUUGCGGUGCUGUCCUUCCUCAUGGCGCUGGCUUCGGGCCUGCUGUGCCUGAUCUUUGCCUGCUGCUGGACGAGCCAGACAGUGCGGUCCUACUCCAACACCCGCGCCCUGCUCAUGGUGGGGCAGGCGCUGUUCCCCACCACCCUGAUGCUCAUCACGCUGGCUCCCACAGGGUUCUUCUUCCUGGUGUGCUGGUCCCUCUUCACUAAGCAGCACUGGGAGGAGAUCAGCGCUGACCCGGGCUCGCUGGGCUCCUCCUAUUGGCUGGGGGCGCUGGGCUGGGCGCUGCUGCUGGGCGUGUUGCCGGGCGUGUUUCUGGUGGAGCAGUGCCUGGUGCCCGACCCCCUGCCACAGCUGAGGGAGGCAGCGGAGAAGUGGUGGCGCGUGAGGGCGUGUCAGCCCUACGACCCCCGCUCCUUCAGCGAGGGCCACGCCCAGACGGACUCCGCCUUCCUCCGCGGGGAGAAGAGGUACAUGUCCUUUCCCUGAUCCCGGUUUGGAGGGGCGACUCAAAACGCGCUUUCACUCGUCCUCACGCCCGAUUGGUUUCCGAGGAGGGGCACUUCACUACACUUUCACCGGCCCCUGUUUGAUUGGCUCGGAGGAGGGGCAACUUAAACGCACUUUCUUCCGAUUGGCUCGGAGGACUGGUCUAUUGAGCGUCUUCGACCCCGAUCCUGCUGUCCGGUUGGCUGAACUGGGGUUGGUUAACGGGGUGGGGGCCGAGGAUGGUUCGAGGGGCACGCCGUGGGUCAGAAUUCAUGGCAGCCCUCUCACUACGUUCUCAAUGGAGCUGUCCAUUCACCAGCGUGUGGGCAGGAAAGAGACAACCUCACACUGGCGUUUCUGUGGAGCGGACCUCAUUCUGUGGCUACGGCCAUCAGCUACGCCAGGCAGCUAAUGAUGGACCUGGGUUGAGCCACUGUCUGCUGGGAGGAAGAGGAUGAAGAGGAUGAAGAGGAGGAGGAGUGUGAAACCACUUCCUAAUGAAAGACAAUGCCAGAGCGUGCUCGGGAAUUUGUGGGGUGUUCUUGAGGGCAUGUGGCAAGCAAAACUUUUCAAUUUCGACUGUGUGCACGCACGUGUGUUUGUCUCUGUGCGUAUGUAUGCAUGUGCGUGCGUGUGUUUGUGCUCACAUGUUACUUUGUGCUCAUUUAUGUAUGCAUGUGCGUGCGUGUGUUUGUGCUCAC